AUGUGGUUGUAUUUUGGUGUUGUGGCGGUACUUUUGGGUGUUCUAAAUUUGUUCUUGAAUUACAAUGCGCAAGCUCGGAUGAUCAAGAAGCUGCCUGGACCAAAGGAUGACUUUAUUGUAGGAAAUGCAUUUAGAAUUAUCUGUGAUCCAGUGGAAUUAAUGAAACUAGGAAGAACCUUCGCCAAGAAAUGGAAAGGAAUAUACAGGAUCUGGGUGUACCCUUUCUCUGCUGUAAUUAUAUAUAACCCUGAAGAUAUUGAGUUGAUCAUGUCCAGUAUGAAGUACGGUGAAAAAAGUAUGGUUUACAAAAUUUUGCACCCGUGGUUACAAGAUGGACUUUUGCUAAGCAAUGGCAUAAAAUGGCAAGAAAGAAGGAAGAUAUUGACGCCGGCCUUUCAUUUCAACAUUCUGCGUCAAUUCUGCGUCAUCAUAGAAGAGAACACUCAUCGUUUGAUAGAUCAGCUGAAGAAGACAGCAGGACAACCCGUGGAUGUAGUGCCUAUACUUUCUGACUUCACACUCAAUUCUAUCUGUGAAACUGCAAUGGGCACUCAACUAAAUGAACACUCGACGGCCACAACGUACAAAAAAGCGAUUUAUGAUCUCGGAAACAUAUUUUAUCAUAGAUUCAUUAAAAUUUAUUUAUACCCUGAAUUUAUAUUCAAUGCUACAUCACUCGCACGAAAACAGAAUAAAGCUGUGAAAACAGUACAAAGCUUUACUGAAAAAGUUAUAAGACAAAGAAGAGAAUAUGUGAAAGAACAUGGUUUUGAUAUGUUCAACCAGAAUGUUGACGAUGAUGAGGUCUAUGUGUACAAGAAGAAGAAGAAGACUGCCAUGUUAGACCUCCUUCUGUCAGCAGAACAAGAAGGGCUCAUUGACAAAACUGGUGUACAGGAAGAAGUUGAUACUUUUAUGUUUGAAGGACACGAUACUACUGCAUCAGGGCUUACUUUCUUAUUUAUGUUGCUCGCCAAUCAUCCAGAAAUUCAGGACAAAGUUGUAAGUGAACUCAAUGACAUAUUCGGAGACUCGCAACGUUGGGUCUGCAUGAACGACUUGCCAAAGAUGAAGUACUUAGACCGGUGUAUUAAGGAGUCACUGCGUAUGUACCCGCCGGUGCACUUCAUUAGUCGGAAACUGAACGACGAGACAGUAUUAAGUAAUCACACAAUACCUGCCAGUACACUGUGUCACAUACCAAUAUACGACCUGCAUCAUCGCGAGGAUUUGUUCCCGAACCCUGAAGUCUUUGACCCUGACAGGUUCCUGCCAGAAAAUUGUGAAGGAAGACAUCCUUAUGCAUACAUACCGUUUAGUGCUGGACCCAGAAAUUGUAUAGGCCAAAAAUUCGCCAUAUUGGAAAUGAAAAUAGCUGCCUCAGCAGUUCUUAGAGAGUUUGAACUAAAACCGGUGACAAAACAAUCUGACAUUGUAUUCCUUGCAGAUCUCGUUCUUAGGAACAAUGGACCAGUCCGUGUCAAAUUUGUCAAGAGAAAUCAAUAA
Molecule: messenger RNA, 1506 nt
Organism: Spodoptera littoralis (African cotton leafworm)
Lineage: Eukaryota; Metazoa; Arthropoda; Insecta; Lepidoptera; Noctuidae
Source: the annotation of a GenBank genome assembly